AAAAAAAAGAGAUAUUUGACUUUCAAAUUUAAUUUCUAAAAUGAAGUUGGUGCUGGCAAUAGGACCAGAUUGAGUCAAAAUCGGACCAACUUUAGCGAUAAUUAGUUGCUUCCUAAGAAAAGGACUUGGAUUUAGUGUUGAGCAUUUAAAGGAGAUUACGCGAAAGAUCGUGGAAAUUUGCAAAGCCCGGAAGUUAGACCUGGGGAUCAUAUAGAAUAAUGCCCAUCUACAAGAGGUGAUUUUUUUCUUGGAUUACUUAUUGUCACAAAGGUUCCCUUUAGCGUUAAAUUAGAAUGCCGAUUGUUACUGUCAUCGCUUCGUCAAAAGAAUGCCCUAUUGUUUCCACCGAUAAUAAUUGUUCGGAUACCAACAUCCCGAAUUAAUAUUUACCAGCGUUGUGUGAAGUCAGAGAGAGAGUUUGUUUUAGAAGGAAUAGUCCGAAAUAUGUCAGGAUCAUCAGGGAAGAGGUCAUUCCAUUCUGAAAAAAACAGCAAUGAAUCUGACCUUAUCAGCUGGGAGGAUGUACCUCCAGAAGAGCCAUCGACCAGUUCCAGGAGCCGGAAAUCUUCCUAUUAUACUGAUGAUGAUGUGUCAUCAGCUGGCAGAGAUAGACAGAGAAAGGAAAGAAAAAUCGAACAUGGAAGAAGCGUUCUUCCGAUCAUUAAACGAGGUGUAAUGUUUGGGAAUCUCAAGCCGAUUCCCACCGACCCUAGAGUUGAUCCACCGCUUGGAUCAUGUAUCAGCUGUUGGAAGAUGGGACACAAGCGCAGUGAUUGUCCUAACCCUCAAUAUGGUUAUUGUCGCAAUUGUGGUAGGCGUGGAGUCACCAUGACUGAAUGUCCUCGCUGUGCUGAUCAACAUAGAAUUGACAUGUUGAAGAAGUAUGGUAAAACUAAUUACAAUGAUUUCAGGUCUGAACGGAUCGCAAAAGUUAAAGAUAGAAUGACAGAUUCAGGAAAAUUGAGCGUACAAGAGAAGCUCAAAAGGGACGUUGAUCAAGGAAGCAGCGUUCAACUAAUAGUCAAGAAGCUGAAGAGGGAUGAGUCUGAGGUAGAGGUGAUCACGAUUCCAAAACAGAACAUAUUGGAUGUAGGCCGAGGAACUCAAAUGUCAAAAGUGGUCAAAUUAGAACGUCCUGAACAAAUAAUCCUAGAAAAGGAAAAAAACGAUGAGAGGAGAGAAUCAACAGAGGAGGAAGAAUUGGAUCGGGACGAGGCAUGGGAAUUGUUGGAACAAGUUCCAACAGCAACAUUAAUCCCCCCAAAAUUACCUGUAGAUAUGUCGAUUCCACCGCCAAAUUGGGCCUUGCCAUCGCCCACAAUCGCACCACCAAUGCUGCCAACCCCAGUAACACACCAAAAUGCACCAAUACCAACGUUUACCCAACCACCGCCGAUGAUAUCGCAGCCGCCAAUCCAGAAGGAUGACACGGACCGAUUCAUCGAGCAAACGCGCUCCUUAGUUCAAGCUCUGGCCGGAUUACCAGCUGAUGCGGUAACACUGGCCAUGAAAGAAUUUUAUGAGGAAAGACGAAGAGUUAUCGACGGGAGAAAAUCAACAGAUAAACUCUAGGAGUUCGUUCAGUUUAACAAAAAUUUAUAAGUUUUGUUUCAUCUUCUUUUUUGUUUAUUAUAUUUGAGUUCUUUAUUAGCGGUUAAUUUUUUAGCAUCACUACAGGUAGUGACGAAUAAUUUAAUUAUUAAUUUCGUUUAAUUUGAAACGAUUUUGACUCGUCUGACAUCAGGUUGAACACUGUCCACCGUGGCAGAACGAGAUUGUAUGAGACGCGCCGAGUCGAGCACAUGGCGAGUGUGUGUAAAUUUUGAGGUUAAAACCUAGUGUGUUGAGAUACUCAUAAUUUCGAACAAUUUUGAGUUAUCGAAGUGUAUGAUACAACCUAAGAGGACUGUGUCAACCAGCGUUCAAAUUAUUGUUAACAUCAGGUCCAGCGUUUGUAACGAUAAAACAAUACCAUUUAGUGAGUUAAUUAUAAUAAAUUGAAUAUUGUUCUUAA
This is a messenger RNA of Leptopilina heterotoma, 2014 nucleotides long. RefSeq lists its product as uncharacterized. The record is from RefSeq and is a predicted model, not a curated record. The transcript has 6 exons. Gene Ontology annotation, molecular function: zinc ion binding; nucleic acid binding. Bases 445 to 1572 code for a protein of 375 amino acids. NCBI's taxonomy places the organism in Eukaryota, Metazoa, Arthropoda, Insecta, Hymenoptera, Figitidae.